Messenger RNA from Exophiala xenobiotica, 3679 nucleotides. RefSeq lists its product as hypothetical. Gene Ontology annotation, molecular function: transcription cis-regulatory region binding; DNA-binding transcription factor activity, RNA polymerase II-specific; zinc ion binding. The transcript has 2 exons. Bases 1479 to 3326 code for a protein of 615 amino acids. Gene Ontology annotation, biological process: positive regulation of transcription by RNA polymerase II. Gene Ontology annotation, cellular component: nucleus. Lineage: Eukaryota; Fungi; Ascomycota; Eurotiomycetes; Chaetothyriales; Herpotrichiellaceae. The record is from RefSeq and is a predicted model, not a curated record.
CGAACAUCCUGGUUCUCCCCGAAAGCCACCAUCAUGGCAUAGCGUUCUGCAGUCCAAUGGCCCUUCGGCGGGUCCUCAGAAACCUUAGGAUACCCCCCAUCGACUUGGAAUCUUGACCUUUUUCAUAUUCGUCUCAAAAACACAGAUUAUUCCGGUUGUACAAUCGCAAUCUAUGUUUCUCUUCAGGUUUGCCGCAGAUGUCCCUUUAAUUUCAAGGCCUCGAUGUGCCCACUGACACAAAGUCAUUGUUCCCCGGUUUUGAGUGUCUUUAUCGCCGAUCGGAUGGUCCUUGUCAUAUGAAUUGAGUGGAACAUCACCGACGUUGGCAACGGGGCGGCAUCGAAUUGCUUUGGGUUCGACCUCUGGUUCUAUCACCACAUCCUCACUGUCCUAGGAUGCGCCUUUAGGGGCCGCACAUUGAUCGAAGCAGCUCGUCCUUUCACACCGGUUUUCGGCCUUGUUCGGGUAUGCGCCACGCAGAAUCGCAACGGAUCGAGGUGAUAUCAUACACACCUACAAGAUCUUGCAUGAUCCAAGGUGAACACAGGCGCUGUUCUACCCGGCAUCAGUUGCUCGACUGCACGAACAUCGACCAUCCUCUUGCCGUGCCUGUGGCAUGGUCGAAAUCAUUCACUCCUUUGGAUAUUGUGCAGAUUGACAAUCAUCUGGUGGUCAAGGACUGAGACAGGCACACGAAAUCAAGGUCACAGUUACACCAGGCUCACAAGGCUCACGAUUUUACAUUCAGACUUCUUCUGCUCGACCAGACGGUCGAAAUUACCACUCCGGGCGAACACCGCAAAGCCUUCACCCAGUCACUACGUUUCCAGCUACGUUGGCCUGGCGCCAAUUACUGGUCGCCGCAGAAGCGCUCGAGAAUCAGUCUGCCCUACUAAUACCCAAGAUUGUGCCAAUCCGUGUCACGUCAAGCUAUCACGGACGCCUGUGCGACUGCCUCAUUUCGGCAUGAGCGGACCUUACGAUCAUGGCAUGAAUAUGCCAAUGCAUAAUAUGAUGGACCCUAGGUACACAGUGUACAGUGGAAACUUCAACGCAGGAUACCCCCAUGGCAGACUGGCGGGACCUCCAACUCAUUUUGACGGCGUUGCUUUCUGGUACAAUCCCAACAACACAGAUCAACUGUACGAUAGGGAGUCAAAUCUAUUUGGUGGACGUGCUGGUGGUCAGCAAGCGACCAACAUGGAAAGUGCCAGCGUGAAGCAUCGAAGAACACGUAGUGGUUGCUUUACCUGUCGCAGCAGACGUGUGAAGUGCGAUGAGACCAGGCCGAUCUGUGACAGUAGGUCUUCGAAAGUAUAUGGAUGAAAUCCUUUGUGAGCUGAUCAUGCCUAGGAUGCAGAAAAGGCAAUCGCGAAUGCGAGUUUCCACAGCCGACUUCAUCCUCCAAGCAGUCCAAACACGACAAGUCCCGCAGCCCCAAAGACCACUCAACGAAGCACGAACACAAAGACGAAGCUAUGUCAGGACUAGCGACAAUCAAGGACGAAAGCGAAGAGGAAGAUGAGAUGCCCGCUUCGCCGAAGAUGCGCUCACAACUUUCCCGAGAGCGGACCAACAGCACUCAAUCUGUGAACCAAACGAAAGCGACCAAGGUCACAUCAGACACGCCGCCAGCCCACAAGGAUCACGCUAGCCCACUGUCUACGGACAUGUCAGAUUCCCGGUCUAGAGACGAGACGCCUGCCUCCUCCAUCCGUACCAUGACCUAUUCGGCGGACAUGCAAGCCCGACAAGCGAAAAUUCGAUCUUUGAAACCCGAUAUCCAGAAGUAUCUACAAUUUCAGCAAGAGUACAUGACAUAUUAUCAUUACUUCUACAAGCUGGAUCCUACGGAUUUCGUGCAUAGUGAGAUGAUCGACCUGGCUUUGACUUACGAGCCGCUACUCUAUGCCGUGGUAGGUUUUGCAGCCUACCACUACGAGUUGCAGCAGCCCAACCCCAGGUUAUCGCACUUCCUGAAUUACCAUUCCAAAUCACUAUCGAUGCUCAGGAAAUCUCUGGAGAAGAAUGCAAAAGUCACAGAAGCGACACUGCUCACAGUAUUGCAACUGGCGACUUUUGAAGAAUACAUUGGAGACUGGGUUAACCUUGUGGGUCAUCACCGGGCUGCUUACACCAUGGUCACAGAGCUCUUUACUUGCGAUAUGAUGAUGGAAACGGACCUAGGGCGUCGCAUAUUCAGCUGGUAUGCUCGAUUGGAUGUGAUAGUCGGUCUAAUGGCCGGCAACGAGACAAGGCUGGAGCGCCGAUGGUUCGAGGCGAAUUCCGGCUGGUAUCAUGACCAGAUCGAGACCGGUCCAGAAGCCGAUGUCGACAUUGAGAAUACACUGGCGUAUUUCGUUGCUGCCAACCGCCUCCUGGGAAUGGACAUGGCGGCGCUUUUCGCCGGGUUCGCCAAGCGAGAAAUUGGCAUCGAAGACUUUCGAGCGGAAAACGCCAAAAUCAUCCAGAGACUCGACGAAAUGAAGCAUCAUAUUCAGUCGUUCAACGACGACUAUCAUCGGGUGAAAGAAUUCCCCGUGGCCGCGGAGCGCCCGUUGAACGAUGAUGAUAUUGUCAACCCUUACACUCCCGGGGGUCUCUUCAAAGACGCUCUUUGGCCCAUCAACUUCAUGUGGCUCGACUGGUAUGGCAUUGAGCUGAUGCAAAAAUACCAGACCGCUCUCUUGCUUCAACAACCUAUUCCACCCGAACUGGAACAAAUGAGCCUGGAGAUCUGCCGAAUAUACGAAACCAUCGAGCGAUGGCCCGAUGCACCCAACGGUGCGAUACUGGGAGUACACGCAAAUCUGGGUAUCGCAUUGCUCUUCCUCAAAAAGGAUGCGAAACAUACCAUGUGGGCCCGGAGGAAACUUGCUACUAUCGAAAGACUGGGCUAUGUGUUCCCUCCAACGUUCAGGCGGAAAAUGGCAGAAAUGUGGGGGUUGACGCGCGACCUUGCUGGCGAUGAUGGAGUCGAGGACUGGUGGCUACCCAACAACGAAGGCAAUAUACCCAUGCUGACUGAAAUUCGGAGAGUCGUGGUGGAACGACAAGGCACGGACGCGGUGAGGAGUGCAGAGGCGCUUACCGACGUCCGAGAUCUGAAAGCGAUCUUUGCAAAGCUCGACAUUCGAACGCAAUCAGCCGAAGAAACCGGGUCGACGACGGAUAACUUCAGCCCUAUAAGCGACGAAAGUGGCGAGCGAGGAAGCAAUAUUAGUGUGAGCCCAACCAGUGUGAGCUUUGGAGAGGGUCGCGUCGCAAACAUACAGGGACAGGGACAGGGACAUGCUCAGGGCAGUGGAAGAAGGAAACCAAAUUGAGGGAGCUCCUCGAGGCCAUCCUCACAGGCGACGGAGAUUAAAGGCCUGGAUACAGUAACCAUCGACUCCGACUGCGCGGGAGAUCAGCCGUGGACAAGCUUUCUGCCCCUUACAGAGUACCAUCCCCCAUAACAUCAAGCACCGUGUCCUAUGUAUGCUGGAACGCCCAUCUUUUUCUCGGUUGGAUGUUCUCCCUGGCGGUGGCAACAGAACGGAACACAUCUUCACACACAGAACUUCGAUACGUAGUGAUUUGAAACAGUCACCCCUCGCUCGUUGCAGCGUCUGGGUUUCAGGACCUAGCUUCAAUUUCUUCUAUUUUCGAUCGGCGUCAGCUUCAUGCUAAUACAAGC